AUGCUGUGUGGGGUUUUGGGCGGGGGGGGGGGGGGGGGGGGGGGGGGGGGGGGGGAGGGGGGGGAACACACGCCUCGUAACGACAACACCGAGGUUAUAGACUGUGAUGAUCCUGCGUACCCACGACAGCACACAGCAUCCAGUACUGGUAUGUAUCUGCCGGCAGACGCAGUCCUACGUGUACCUUGUGCAGCAGAUCCAUCGAGGCCUUCCUCCUCCCGCAGUCUCUGUCGACGAGCCAUGUCCGUCCUUCCCGCUUCUCCUCGCACUACUGCGCAUCUGAAUCCGGCUCUCCGGUACUGCAUCGUCGAUUUUCGGAGAGCUCGGCUCCCACGCUGA
Dicrocoelium dendriticum is the source of this 339-nucleotide messenger RNA. NCBI's taxonomy places the organism in Eukaryota, Metazoa, Platyhelminthes, Trematoda, Plagiorchiida, Dicrocoeliidae. The record is from the annotation of a GenBank genome assembly.